AUCUCAUAGCUUUCCAUGGCAUACAACAAAAACAACAUUAAAAUCUAUGAACAUGUCAAAGUUGUUCCACCAUCAUCAUCAACCCAAUCAACAACCACAACCCCUCUCACUUCGUAUGACCUAAUUUUUCUAAGGUUCCACCCAUCCGAGCGAAUCUACUUUUACACACUCCAUGAUCCACACUCUCACCCUUCAUGUUUCUUUCAUGAAAUUGUUCCAAAUCUAAAAUCUUCGCUCUCUUUAACCCUCCAACACUUUCUCCCUUUAGCUGGUAAAAUCGUUUGGCCUUCUGAUUCUUCAAAACCAUUCAUCCAAUUCAUUUCAAAUGAUGAUGAUAAUGGAGUUUCGUUGCUCAUUGCAGAAUCUGAUGCUGAUUUUGAUCAUGUCAUUGAAAAUUCACCGCAUGAAGCUUCUUUGACUCGCUCUUUUAUUCCUAACUUGGAAUCAUCAGAUUUGUUUGCUUCUACUAUGUCGCUCCAAAUCACUCUUUUUCCAAAUUGUGGCUUUAGCAUAGGAAUCACGCAACACCAUGCUAUUUUUGAUGGAAAAUCUUUAUCCAUGUUCGUCAAAGCUUGGGCUUAUCUAUGCAACAAAAUAAUUGGAUUUGAAACACCAACUUUGUUGCCAGAGUUAGAGCCUUUAUUCAACAGAGAUAUCAUCAAAGGCGCGAAUGAAAAAAAUGCAAUCGAGAUUUUAUCCAGGAUAUCUCCAACUGAAAAAGGAAAUGAAAGAAGCCUAAAGAUUUUUCUUGCUGAACCAAAACUCGAAGACUCUGUCCGUGCUACAUUCAAGCUCUCACGUGAAAACUUGGAUAAGAUAAAGCAAAAUGUGUUAUCCAAAUGGGAAAUAUUCGACGCAAAUGAAUCAAAGCCACACACUCUAUCAACUUUUAUUCUCACUUGUGCUUAUUCCAUUGUUACUAUUGCAAAAGCUAUUCAUGGAGUUGAAAAAGAGAAAGAAAAGUUUGGUUUUACUUUUCCAAUAGAUUAUAGAGCAAGGUUGGAACCACCAUUACCAAAUAACUAUUUUGGAAACUGUAUAUGGGGGAAUUUCAUUCGUUUAGAUUCAUUUGAUUUCGAAAAAGAAGAUGGUGUCUUUGUAGUAGCCAAGUGUAUUUAUGAGAAAAUAAAGAUGAUAAAUGAAAAGGGAAUUCUAAAAAGAGAGAAAAUUGGUGAUAAAGAUAAAUCUAUACAUAAUGAGGGAUAUACAAAAGUUGCAGUGGCUGGGUCUAAUAGAUUUAGUGUUUAUGAGAAUGAUUUUGGUUAUGGAAGGCCAGAAAAGGUGGAAAUAGUGUCGAUCGAUAGAGGUUUAAUAAUUGGUUAUGGAGAUAGCAAAGAUGGUAAUGGUGGAGUUGAAAUUGGUCUCGUUCUAAAUAAAGAUGUAAUGGAUCUCUUUAGCACUUUGUUUUUUGAAGGACUAUGUGAUAAUUGACUUUGGGGAGCAAGUGGAACUAUGAAGUUUUUUUAAAAUUAUUUUUAUUUUGAACGAAGAAUUUCAAGUCAUUUCAUCGAUUAUCAAAAGAGUAAUUGGACAAUAUGCCUCAAGAAUUUAUGGUUUGUAUUUUGAUUAACAAAGAGAGUAUCGUGGUGGAUCUUAUAUACCGCUUCUGUUGGAAUAUUAUCUGUUGAUGGUGAAUCUGAUAGGUUUGAGCUCUAACCUGAGAUUAGCGAGGUGGUUCUGUAGCACUUGUGAUUUUGUUCCUUGAUGUCUCCUCCUGUUUUCGACUUCUUGUUCUUAUUAUGUAUUUUCCUUUUGUAUUAUGUUUCCGAGCACCUCUUGUUCUUUGUACUUUUAAGUUUUAUUCUACAUAUUCAUAUUUUAUAACCACA
This is a messenger RNA of Vicia villosa (hairy vetch), 1829 nucleotides long. Its product is annotated as phenolic glucoside malonyltransferase 1-like. The transcript has a single exon. Lineage: Eukaryota; Viridiplantae; Streptophyta; Magnoliopsida; Fabales; Fabaceae. The record is from RefSeq and is a predicted model, not a curated record. Bases 16 to 1431 code for a protein of 471 amino acids.